AUCUCUUGAUCGUGGCCCUACUUUUUUAACCCGAUCGCCCGUCCAUCGCUCCUUCCUCUUUUUCCUCAUCUUCAAGGUUGUUGGCCUUGUUCUGCCUAUUCUCCGGUGUGGAUUGGUUCUAGGUGCGUGGUGGCGGCUCGCGAUUUCGACCCGAGCCUUGGCGAUUUUAAGCCAGUCAGAAAUUGCUUGGAGAUGACGUCUAAACAGCAUCGCCAUUCUUUGGCGAGCCUGCACGCCGCAGCCCCCAUGGCGGGUUCCACGGCGACCAACACCCUCCGGACGGGUACCGCGACCAAUGUCAAUCUGAAAUACUUAAGCCUGAUCACGUUGACCGCCCAGAAUGCCAUAUUAGGCUUGAGUAUGCGGUAUUCGCGCACCCGUCCCGGCGACUUGUUCUUCGAGACCACGGCCGUGUUCAUGGCCGAGGUGAUCAAGCUCAUGACGUGCUUGUACUUGGUGUUUCGGGACGAAGGCCACGAUGUGAUGCGAUGGCGACGGACUUUGCACGAGACGGUGGUGGUGAAUUGGAUGGACACCUUGAAGGUCUGCAUCCCUUCGGCCAUUUACUUGGUCCAGAACAAUUUGCUGUACGUCGCAGCCGGGAACUUGGACGUGGCCACGUAUCAGAUCACAUAUCAGCUCAAGAUCCUGACUACGGCUGUGUUCGCCGUGAUUAUGUUGAACAAGAAGCUUAUCAAGAUCCAAUGGUUCUCGUUGGUGGUGCUGAUCGUGGGGGUGGCGUUGGUGCAGACUUCGGAUGCGAAAGAGAGCAAGGCCUCCAUUCAUGAGCAAUCCCGGGUCAAAGGCUUCACGGCGGCCAUUUGCGCGUGUGUUCUCUCGGGAUUGGCGGGGAUCUACUUUGAGAAAAUCCUCAAAGGCUCGGACAUCUCGGUCUGGAUGAGAAAUGUUCAGUUGAGCUUGUUGUCCAUCCCGUUGGGCUUCAUCGUGUGCUUGCUCAAGAGCUACGAUGGCAUCUCAACCAAAGGCUUCUUCCACGGUUAUGACCUGUUCGUGUGGUAUUUGGUGGGGUUGAAUGCCACGGGCGGAUUACUGGUGGCCGUGGUAGUGAAAUAUGCGGACAACAUCCUCAAAGGGUUUGCCUGCUCUUUAGCCAUCAUCUUGACCUGCGUGUUUUCAGUAUUCUUCUUCGGGUUUCAGCUCUCCGUUCAGUUUUGUUUGGGCGGGUGUUUGGUGAUCGGCUCGAUCUUUCUGUACGGUUACCAGCCCAAGUCCACCUUCGACAAAGCCUCUCAAAAGGUCUAAACGCCCAAGAGGUCUUAGAUACUUGUACUACUUAUUUCAUCAUGAUAAAUGACCGAUCUAAAUAAUUAAUCUACCACGGAAACGCAUUUGUUGAGUGCCUUUUGCGCAAAUAAAAGCAUAUAGAAUAUACCGAGAAGAAACAAAAAGACAA
Molecule: messenger RNA, 1414 nt
Organism: Tigriopus californicus
Lineage: Eukaryota; Metazoa; Arthropoda; Copepoda; Harpacticoida; Harpacticidae
Product: UDP-galactose translocator-like
Exons: 2
Coding region: 193-1263 (356 amino acids)
Biological process (GO): pyrimidine nucleotide-sugar transmembrane transport
Cellular component (GO): Golgi membrane
Molecular function (GO): UDP-galactose transmembrane transporter activity
Source: RefSeq, a predicted model, not a curated record